Dendroctonus ponderosae (mountain pine beetle) is the source of this 1876-nucleotide messenger RNA. RefSeq names its product cell cycle control protein 50A (gene CDC50). Bases 242 to 1354 code for a protein of 370 amino acids. Lineage: Eukaryota; Metazoa; Arthropoda; Insecta; Coleoptera; Curculionidae. Gene Ontology annotation, cellular component: Golgi apparatus; plasma membrane; endoplasmic reticulum. The record is from RefSeq and is a predicted model, not a curated record. The transcript is spliced from 7 exons.
GCAGUUAUAAUUGCAAACUGCCAUUUCUGGUCGGUUGUUCGAAGCGGUCUCGGAGUUUCCCACAGUUAUACCGUUGAAGUUCCAUCGAUUGUUCGCAAAUUCGAUGAAUUCUUAAUGAAUGUGAUCAAAACAUAAUUCUUUGUCAUCAAAUGAAUGUUCAGGUCGAUUAUAUCGUUUCAGUUAUUUAGCCGGUUGGAAACUGUGCAGUUUUUCAGUUUCUCAGUUGGAUUACUGCACGACUAUGAAUCGGCGCAGUUUAACCAGUGCGGGAAACAAAGAAAUUUCUAUAUAUAGUGCAUUUAAGCAGCAAAAGCUACCUGCCUGGCAACCAAUCCUUACUGCAGGCACAGUUUUGCCCACAUUCUUCGUAAUAGGGAUAGCUUUCAUUCCUGUGGGGAUUGGAUUGCUGUAUUUCUCCGAUGAGGUCAAGGAACACACCAUCGACUAUACCAAUUGCAAUAGAACUGUUUGGAAUGGCUCAGAGAACGAAUACUCAUGGACUCAAACCAACCAGACUUGCAUUGAUUUUCUGAGCACCAACACAGAUUCUGAACAAAAAUGUAUUUGCAGAAUUACGUUCGAGCUUACUGAGCAUUUUGAGGGCAACGUUUUUAUGUAUUAUGGUUUGAGCAAUUUUUAUCAAAACCAUCGACGCUAUGUUAAGUCGCGGGACGACAACCAACUUUUGGGAAAUUUAGGAGUAGACCCGAUACACGACUGUAAACCCUUUGACUUUAACACGACCAGUCGAAGGCCUAUUGCGCCUUGUGGAGCAAUAGCCAAUUCCAUGUUUAAUGAUGUUCUCAAUUUAUCAAUGUACAUGAAUAGCUGGCACAAUGCCACAUUGUUUAACACUGGAAUUGCAUGGGACUCGGACAAAAAUAUCAAGUUCCGAAAUCCACCCGGCGAUCUGAGAGAAGCAUUUAGUAGUUUUGAUAAACCAAAAGCCUGGACUAAAGCUGUCUAUGAGCUAGAUGAGCGAAACCCUGAAAACAAUGGUUUUCAAAAUGAAGACUUGAUUGUUUGGAUGAGAACUGCGGCGUUUCCGACAUUUAGAAAGUUAUAUAGGAGAAUUGACCAUUCUGAGCCCUAUUUUACCGAUGGUUUGCAGAAAGGAAGUUAUUUGCUAAUUGUAGAAUACAACUAUGACGUGAGUAGUUUCGACGGCUCAAAGCGGAUGAUUUUAAGUACAACUUCAUUACUCGGAGGCAAAAAUCCAUUCUUAGGAAUUGCCUACAUUGUAGUUGGGGUGGUGUGCUUAAUCCUGGGAAUUGCCCUACUUCUCAUUCAUAUCAAGUGUGGACGAAGUACUAGUGAAAUGAUCAAUGUGAACCCCAGGACCCCCUACCAGUAGACUCUAACCAAUUUUCUUGCACUUUGGAGCAAAAUGCUUUAGAGCAGUACGGUGCAAUAACUAGGGAAUUCACAGUUCGUACUUAGUUAAAAUAACAUUCCACCUGAUCCAUUGUUCUCCAACAUUAAUUUAUUUUCUAGUUGAAAAUACAGAUUUAUCUUAAGUGUAUACUAGUCAAGCAUAUAAUAUAAAUAUUUUCCUAUUUACAUUGCACAAAUCCACUGUGUUGAAUGAAAUAUUUUCAGAAAAUAAGCACUAUAUUGAUGUUAGUCACCGAGAGGCCUUUUUAGAUGUACAUAAAUAUUAAGCAAGGCAUUCAGCUUCAGACAAAAAUGUGCAUUGGGGGCAUUGAAAUUUACAUAGUGGAACAAAAUGGCUUUAUCUAGGCGGAUAACAAUCUUACUGUGGCUGUUUAAUUUUUUUAACGCAAGUCAAUUUUGUUAAGCUGCUUAAAUGUUAGUUACCUCUAGUAUUAUUUAUGUUUAUGAAGCAUAUCUUAAAAAAUAUAUAUGUAGUUUACAA